CCAAUGCGUGCGUGCUCGUGUAUCGACACAAUUAAGUUUAACCUUAACAGUAUUUUGGAAAUAGGCGAUACGCGUCGGUGAGAUAAAAAAAAAACACAUACAAAUAUAUAACGACUUAAACUGGAGUAUAUAAAUACAAAUAUGGAGUUAUUAUCUGUUCGUCAGCGAACAAGUAGGACAUGUUUCUGGAUUUCUUCUUUGGGUCGGAAUAAAGUUGUGAAGUUCCUGGGUGUACUUGUAGUCGGCCUAAUCAUGGGAGUUAGUUUUACCAACAGAUUCCUGCUUGGCCCGCUUCAGCCUACGACGACAGUACCUACCCAGCUUCCCAACCAACCAACAUUUGAUGUGGCCGCCAACAGCAUCACUGUCGUUACGGCCUAUUUUAAUCUGGGAACAUUUCGUAAAGGUUCGGUCAAUAACAUAUUUACGAAGAAUACCUACAACAACUGGAGUGAAGUUUUUAAAUACAUUUUAAACCCAGUGAUUGUUUACACGGAUUCGUACGAAUUUGCUGACAGAAUGAGUAAUAUUCGGAGAAUUAGAAACGAAACAACCAAAAUAAUUGUGAUUCAACGAAAUUCAUCUUGGGCAUUCAAUUUACGAGACAGAAUUUUUGCCAUCUAUUCUCAGAAAGGUUACCCUAAACACUACCCUAACACCGUGUUACCUGAAUAUGCCUGCUCGCAAAUAGCCAAAUAUGACGUCCUCGGUAGGGUCGCACAAGAUAAUACGUUCAACACGGACUACUUCAUGUGGCUUGAAAUUGGCUAUUUCCGGGACAGGACGUCCACUACACCAUUUCGAUUGAAAAGACCGCCAAAUUUCAACGAAACUAUGGUAGCCAUGAAUUUAAUAUUGUUUAACGCAAAUCUUGCAUUGUCACCGGAGGUUAUUUUUAAAAACAAUUUACUGUGGAUCGGAGGCGGUAUCGUCUUUGCAAACCGCUUGACUAUUCUUGCAUAUGAAUAUCAGUUCCGCCAGGCAGUGGAGUAUUUUAUGUCUCUGUCGCUCAUGAACACAGAUCAGCAAAUUAUCUACGCCAUGUUCAGCGUUGAAGGAAGGCGCGUGCUUAAGCCGGCUACUGAGAUCCAGGCGUAUAAGCCACCAACCGAGUACAACUGGUUUUAUCUUGGCUAUCUUAUGCUUCAUGAAGAGUCGCCCUAAAUAACAUGUGCGUGCUGGAAGUGCGUGUAGUUCAGAGCGCAUGGCUGCAGUAAACGAUCGCCGUUAUAUGAAGCUCUAAGCAUAAUAUAACAUUAUUUUAUUAAACAGACACUUUAGAGUUUCUAGACGAUGUAAUAAAACGAUCACCUGUUCCAAUAUAAACUUAACUAUUCGUGUGUGUGAUUUAAGCUAUGUGAUUGGCUCAUUUAAAACCUCGACGACAUUUGACGCGUUUGAUUGAUCGAGUUAUUUGUUCCAAUAUGCAAUUUGAAAUAUGCAUUUUUGUGGUAAUACAAGGAACUGACAAAACCAUCGGCACUCGGUUCACGGGUUAUGACAAAUAACAUUAAAAAAACAAGUUCAUUUAACGCAGCAUAUUGUUUUCCGGUAUUAUGUGACACCAAUGUCAAGAAGAUUGCCGAAUCUGUUAACAUGCCAAAUUUUAUCAUAGACCUUUGAGUAUGUAUUUUUAUCAUUUACUCGUUUAAACAGUGACGUUUCAGUUAAAUAUGCACUUGUGCAUAUUAUUUGAAUAGUGUGAAAACUUGUCUUUACUGCAGACACAAUAGAAAUGAAACCACUAAAUUCGAACGAAAUUUAUUAAAGUGUAUGCAUCAUUC
Messenger RNA from Dreissena polymorpha, 1784 nucleotides. RefSeq lists its product as uncharacterized. The transcript has 4 exons. The record is from RefSeq and is a predicted model, not a curated record. Lineage: Eukaryota; Metazoa; Mollusca; Bivalvia; Myida; Dreissenidae. Bases 142 to 1164 code for a protein of 340 amino acids.